Molecule: messenger RNA, 1010 nt
Organism: Megachile rotundata (alfalfa leafcutting bee)
Lineage: Eukaryota; Metazoa; Arthropoda; Insecta; Hymenoptera; Megachilidae
Product: transmembrane protein 234 homolog
Source: RefSeq, a predicted model, not a curated record
GUAUGUAAUAAAAUAUAUAGCAUUUAAAAAUAAGCACAUGUUUUCGAAAAUUUUAUUAGUUAUCUAUUUCAAAAAUGCUUGUAAAUUAUAUUUAAUGCGUGACAAUGUGUAGAUGUUAUUAUGAGUAUUAGGGACUUGUUUCUCUUUUAUAUAAUUUCUACAGUGAAGAUGAUUUGCACUUAAAUGUACAGUGUUCAUUGUGCCAAAAGCUGUCAUCAAGUAUGAAAGUGUCAGUAUUGACGUUAUCAAAGUAGUUACGUCUUUUAGGUUAUAGUUAUAUUUCAUCAUAUUUUUGCGUUAAUUCUUAAACAUUUAUGAGUUGAAUAUAUCUGUGUAUUUCUAAUUUUCUUUCAUCAAAAAAUGUCUGCAAUGACUUUAGAUUCUAUUGUAUAUCUUAGUUUUGUAGCACUUUUAUGGGGUGUAACUAAUCCAUUUAUCAAAAAAGGAGCCAAAGGAUUGGAAAAUGUGAAAGCAUCUUCUAAAUUUGGUCAAUUUUUUAAAGAGCUUGCAUUUCUUGUUACACAGUUGAAGUACAUUAUACCAUUUAUAAUCAACCAACUGGGUUCUGUACUAUAUUUUUUAACUUUGGGUAAUGCUGAUAUAUCUCUGGCUGUUCCAGUCACUAAUUCUCUUACCUUUGUAAUAACUGCAAUAACUGGCUGGUUUUUAGGCGAAGAAAAGAUACACAGAAAUAUGUACAUUGGGAUGAUAUUGAUUUUAGUUGGAACUGUUCUUUGCUGUUGGGAUAAAAUGGACAGUACAUUAUGAUCAUUUAAAUUUAGUAUCUUAGCAUUUGAAAUAUAAUUGGCAUGCAUGAUAACAAAUUUGGAUGAAAUUUAUUAUUAUUGAUUACAUAUUAACUAAAACAUAGGUAACUGAUGACAAUUAUUUUAUCAUUAGCAAUUAUGAAUUAUUUCAGUGAUUUAUUGUUAAUUAAGUGCCCAGAAGUGUUAAAUGUAUAAAAGUGAAAAUGAUUUUAUCAACUGUUAAUAAACCAAUGUGUGAACUUA